AUGAGUGAAUCCAUGUCUCAAUUGUCUGCAUCGGUGGUGCAAUGUGUGGCCCGUAUGGCUCACCAGACCUUCGCUGUCAAUAGGUUUGUGUCCGAAGAGAUCUUCAAUGAGUCGCUCAAUAAACUCAACAAAUUGUUGUCUCAAAUGACACACAAAGACAUUAAUCUAAACAAAGAACUCAUGAGUGAAUCCAUAUUAAGUCGUCUCCGAUCGCGAAGACCUUCAGUCACUUAUGUCUCCAUUUUAGAGACGAAACACUUCCAGAUGUGUGUCUUCGGCCUCAGGAUUCCCACUGUAUAUAACGGCUGCGCGACGAUCGACAGUAAGUCCAAAGAUGUAUGUCUUCUGACACCAAAUCAACGCAAUUAUCACGAAGUGGUGGCCAUUGACGGACCGGCGGCUAUACUCGACAUCUUGGGUCCGCCCUAUGAAGAGGACCGCGAAUGUCAUUACUAUAAAGUGGUCGCCACUGUGUUUGACCGCCGAUUACAGCGCGACAUCACUUGGCUUUUAGAGCUCGAAGACGUGCCACAAGACUAUCGGUGCGAUUCUUUGCCAUACAUUGGACCCCAUAUUGAACUCAAUUAACGGUUCGUCACAUUUCGCCACUAAAUUCACUUAUUCU
Molecule: messenger RNA, 625 nt
Organism: Medioppia subpectinata
Lineage: Eukaryota; Metazoa; Arthropoda; Arachnida; Sarcoptiformes; Oppiidae
Source: the annotation of a GenBank genome assembly